AUGUGGAACUUGUUCUUUAUCCCUUGCCUUGUCGCCGCUCCAUGUCAUCCAUAUUUCAACGAGAUAGACUUGGCUCGCCCCACAUCCUACGAAGAAAGCCCUCCGGACCUAGACGAUCCCGAACUCACCUUUAGCCUUGAAGAUGCUCCGGAAAGUAGUGAAGGUGACUUAAGGCACUAUAGUUUAGCAAAACGAUAUGAAGAUUUCGACUGGAACAAUGCUGUAUAUUCUUCCAUUAAAAGUUUCUACGACGAAAUGAAGCAAGCAUUAGAUGCCCAGCUCGUGAAUAAGCCUCAUGAAUUCAAUAGUAUUGAUCUACUAGCAUUGGAUAAGCACAUUAUACUGGAUGUGAUUGAAUUCAACGGAGAUUUCGAAAACGGAUUUGUUGACUAUGUACCGACAAAUGCAAACUUCUUCAGUAGAGGAUGCCCCAGCUAUUUCAUUAUGGAAGGCGACAUACUUGAUCCAAAUCUUCAUCAACAGCAAAUUUUGGAUUCCAUUGAAGUACUUACAAGGGAAGGAAGAGAACAUUCAGAUAGUUUGUCGUUUUAUCGAACGCUGUUACAGCACGGUAAGGAUCUGCAUGUCCCGGAUGACAUCCAGCAGGCCAUAAAAUGCGUUCUCAUCCUCCCAGCAAGCAACGCCGACCCCGAGCGCAGUUUCUCUGCUGCUAACAGGCUCUCUAGAGAGGAAAGGAGUAACAUAAAGACGGAAUCUUUAGACAAUAUCAUGACGGUGCAGCGUAAUGGGCCUAGCAUCCUAACAGUCAAACUUCAACAGUUAGCACUCCAAUGGAUGCAUCCUGCACCGGGACUUGGGCUGGAUCCGGGUAUGCCAUCGAAUCUAGCUAGAGAAGGCAGCCUCAUGAAAGCAGUAAAAGAAAACAUUGCAAAAGGAGAUGCAUAUGAGUUGGCCAAGCUCCAUGUAAGGCGCCACAUGGUGGUUCACGGUCUAAAUGCACGAAAGGACACGGAGGAAAUUAAAAACCGGCUUUUGCAAGAAGGACUUGCUAAGAUGAACAUUUUUUCAAUCGGAUCUUCUGAGAAAACAGACUGA
Messenger RNA from Cylicocyclus nassatus, 1056 nucleotides. NCBI's taxonomy places the organism in Eukaryota, Metazoa, Nematoda, Chromadorea, Rhabditida, Strongylidae. The record is from the annotation of a GenBank genome assembly.